UCCAACUUUUCUCUUCUGGUACUCUUCAUGGCUUGUCAGCUCCGCACCAACUCUCUCCUUCCUCUCUUUCUCCUUACCUUCUUCCUUCUCCCUUUAACACUUCUUUCAAGCUAUCCAAACAAUGGAAGAGAUGAGUUCAUGAAAUGGAUAUCAUGGAAUGUCCAAAACUACAAAGGAACUGCAGCAUUGCAGCUGAACUCCAAUUCAGGAGCGCUUGGUGGUGGGCCGAGAGCCCUUGACGUGAAGCUGGCCAAGGCAGAAGCAGCAGCAGUGAGGUACAUUGUGAGCCAGGAUGGAAGUGGGAACUAUAAGAGCAUAAGGGAGGCUAUAGACAGCAUUCCUUUGCACAACACAAGGAGAGUCAUCUUAGAGAUCAGACCUGGAAUCUAUAGAGAAAAGAUAGUCAUUCCAAAAUCCAUGUCCUUCGUCACCUUCUUAGGCAAUGGCACGAGCCCACCGGUCAUAACAGGGAACGACACGGCCGCCACAAGGGGGAAGGAUGGAGUGCCCCUAAAUACAUUUCACAGUCCCACUGUUGCUGUCAAUGCUAACUACUUCAUUGCGGCCAACAUUAAGUUUGAGAACACAGCUCCAUACCCGGAAGUGGGGACGAUGGGAGGACAGGCGGUGGCCCUUCGGAUCUCCGGUGACAAGGCCGCCUUCUAUAAUUGCAGCUUCUAUGGGUCUCAGGACACAUUGUAUGACCACAAGGGCCUUCACUACUUCAACAACUGCUUCAUCCAAGGCUCCGUGGAUUUCAUUUUUGGGUAUGGGAGAUCUCUAUAUGAAAACUGCUAUCUGAACUCCAUCGCAAAGAGGGUGGCGUCACUCACUGCUCAGAAGGGGAGCAUCAAGACCAUGGAGAGCGGGUUCUCAUUCGUUCGGAGUGCGAUUACUGGAAGUGGUCUGGUUUACCUUGGGAGGGCAUGGGGAGACCACUCAAGGGUUGUCUUCUCCUACACAUUCAUGGACAAGGUGGUCAUACCAGAAGGGUGGAACAGCUGGCGCAUCCAACAGCCCGAAACGAGUGGCGUGUACUAUGGGGAGUACCAAUGCAGCGGACCAGGUGCCAACUGGACGGGGAGGGUCCAUUGGGCUCGUCUGUUGACCGACGAAGAGGCCCAACCUUUUCUUGGCACCUACUAUAUCUAUGGGGAUUCCUGGUUAUUGGGCCCACCAUCUGCUUAGGUUUUUGUCUUUGACAUUAGUAUAGGCCCACUCCGUCAAGCUAUUCGAGUAGCGGAUAGCCAUAUGUCAGAUGCUAUGAUGUCCCUAAGAAAAUGUAAGACGUUUCCUUAUGUGCACAUUAUUGAUGCAAGCAUCAACUGAAAUUCCCUAUAGACCACAGACAUACUAUAAUUACUUGUUAUGGUAAUAUACUGAUAAUAUUAUCAAAUUUCCAAUGUAGACAAGCAGUAUCUGAUAUGUUUUGGAGCAUUAAUUUACAU
Elaeis guineensis (African oil palm) is the source of this 1448-nucleotide messenger RNA. The record is from RefSeq and is a predicted model, not a curated record. NCBI's taxonomy places the organism in Eukaryota, Viridiplantae, Streptophyta, Magnoliopsida, Arecales, Arecaceae.